This is a messenger RNA of Lineus longissimus, 7935 nucleotides long. RefSeq names its product histone-lysine N-methyltransferase SETD1B-like. The record is from RefSeq and is a predicted model, not a curated record. NCBI's taxonomy places the organism in Eukaryota, Metazoa, Nemertea, Pilidiophora, Heteronemertea, Lineidae. Gene Ontology annotation, molecular function: histone H3K4 methyltransferase activity; protein binding; RNA binding. The coding region runs from base 180 to 5531 and encodes 1783 amino acids. Gene Ontology annotation, cellular component: Set1C/COMPASS complex. The transcript is spliced from 16 exons.
UGUGGGUAAACAGGGUAGUUUGGAUGAGAAAGGAGGGAUUCAUCAAAAUGCUCGACUUUGAUACGUCCUAAGUGCGGUCCCUGGAGAUAAUGAUCCAGAUUACCCGGUCGAGGUGUCAUCUUUAUUCACAGGAGAACAGAUAGACACUCGCCACAAGCCUAAAACUGCCGUCCUUCACUAUGGAUCACUUCAGGAAACAUUCUCUCCGUGAUGUGAAUGGUUUGUCCUCAAGACCUCAUCAUGGUGGACAUGGGCACUCAUCGAAUCACGGUCAUGAUGAACCCCGUGGCCAUUAUCAUGGUCCUGCCACUCCUACUUUUCACAGGAAUCGAGACUAUAGUCAUGAUUCUUUUGAUGAGCAAGAUCAGUAUCAGGACAACCCCCAACAGGACCAUUAUCACCAUGACAAGAAGAAGGGACAUGCAGGAAGAAAUUAUAAACUUGUUGCUGACCCUGCCAUUCAUCCAAGUUCUCAGAAAAUCUACCGGUUUGAUGGCAUACAGCCAGGGACAACCCGUGCAGUUGAAGCUGUCGAUCCAAGAUCAAGAUGGAACCGACUUUGGACCAAGCGACAAGCUGCAGAUCUUCCAGUCCCUAAGUUCAAGUAUGAUGCAAACUAUGUUGGCCAGCCUCUUCCAAAGGAGGUAACAUUCACUAACCUCAAUGAUAACAUCAACAGGAACUUCCUCGAGGACAUGUGCAAGCAGUUUGGUACCAUUGAUGAGGUCAAAAUUUAUUAUCAUCCCAAGUCAAAAAGGCAUUUAGGAGUUGGAAAGGUGGUGUUUUCAUCUACAAGAUGUGCUAAAGCUUGUGUUGAAAAGCUGAACAACACAUCAAAAAUGGGGAAGAUAAUGACAGUGUUUGUAGACACAAUGGGUAAAGCGCGUCAGAAACUGAUUGAUGAUCUUGUGGUAUCAGAUAAGCCGAUUCUCAAUCCACCUUCUCCGAGUUUUGAAAAAUCGAAGCAGGCUGUGCGGACUUUUGAAUAUGAAGAUAUGGGCAGCCAUUGCAAAACUCGAUUUUAUACUGACCCGUCUAAGGAUCGGGAAAAAGAACGAGAGAAAGCAGAAAAGGAGAUAGAAAAAGUUAGGCGACGCUCUACAGUUGAUGAAAAGAAGGAGGAAUCCGAUUCAGGUUCUAAACCAGACAAAAAACGGGACCGCUCAUUUUCUCAAUCAGAGAGAACAUUUGAGAGUAAUCCCCCGCUAAGUGCUCCACCAUUGACUCCUCAGUCAUCGUCAACCCCUGGCACACCCUUCCCUCCAACCCCUACGAACAAUUUUCAACCUGGUAGUUUUCCCUCAACGCCAUCAUCGUUUUCAUCGGGAAGUUUUGGUACGCCUAAUUACACACCGCAGAGUAAUUUUGGGACUUCACCUGCUGGAAAUAUGCAGAAUAUGCCUGCUUUCAAUUUCAACAUGCAACAGACGUUCAGUAUGGCUCAGCAACAACAGUUCCGAAUGGGCCAGCCUAAUGUGCAGCAGGGGAACCAAUUUGGACAAAAUGCUCAGCAGACAAAUCAGUUCGGACAGUAUAAUCAACAGAAUUACAACCAACCAGGGCAGUUCAUGAACAAUCAAUUCAAUAAUAUGAAUACAAUGAAUAACCAGAACCGACAAAAUUUCUCCCAGGGCAAUUUUGGCAACAAUGGUGUGCAGAAUUUUCAAGCACAAAACAUGAACUUUCAGAGAGGAAACUUUGGUAAUAACAUGCAACAAAAUUUCCAACAGCAAAGUAACUUUCAAAAUUCUCAACAAAACUUCCGCCGGGGCAGCUUUCAAAGUGACAGCCAGAACUUUCAGCAGCCACAGCCACAAGCACAAGUCCAACCGAUGCAGCAGAAGCAGCAGACACCUGCACCACAGCAACCAAAGCUGCCAGCCCCGUCGCAGCCACAAGGAAACUUUCAAAAAAGUGAGACAAGUUAUUCAGCCCCAGAGACAUCUCAACCACAGCCACCAGGUUUGCCUACUCCUAGUUUGCCGCCAUCUGCUUUGCAACCUCCUGGUAUGCAGCCUCCAGGUCUGCAGCCUCCAGGUUUGCCUGAUAAAGCUGAGAGUUUUGACAAAAGUGAUGAUUAUUCAACUGAUGAUCAAGGUACAGAUGAUCAGACUGAGAGCAAAGAAAAGAGUGAUACAAAAACAAAAAAGAGAGAUAGUUUCGAAGAAGAACGCCCAUUCAGUUUGGAAUCUAGAAUUGAGUUGUUGCUGAAACAAAGGGAGCUAGAUAGUUCAUUUGACAGUGGUGAGCCAGAGACUCCCACCACGGAAGCACCUCUGGUGCCUGCAAAUGAGUACUUCAUGGAGCCUCCCUUACCAGUGCAUGAGCAGCCACCACUUCCCGGCUCUGAUGAGGCGAUUCCUCCACUGCCACCAAUGCCUUAUGAAGGAGGAAUGGAAGAAGAUGCGAUGGAAGUGGAAAUUAUGACAGAGGGGAUGGUACAGGAGGUUUCAGAUUCACGGAAUGCAUUCUAUGUUGGUGAGGAUGAGAUUGGGGAUGAGACCAUUGAGUCGGAGACAAUAAUUGAUGACGCGGGUGAAUUUCAGUCUUCCGAUGUUCAGGAGGUCACAAUAGGGAUGGAAGAGAAUGAGGAUGACCGCAUGAGUCUGUCAUCCUUGAGUAGUGGAGAAGAGAAAUUAGAACUCAAUGUGCCGAAUCAGCACAAACAACCUCCACCUUUUGACCCCUCAGUGCCGCCACCUAAUUUAAGUGCUAGUUUUAACCAACAAACAAAUACAUUGAAUCCAUUAAUGCCUGACUUUGGUCAGCGGACUCAGGGAUUCAACGAGUCGUGGGGCUCUAGUAAUAAUCUAAACACUAGCUUCAAUAGUGAUACUUCGGCAAAUCUGUCGAACUCCUUCAUGGAUGGUGGUUUCCAGGGACCUUUGAUAACACUGGAUGAUCUCAAAGAUCCGCAUGAUGGGUCGUUUUAUGGUGUUCUCAAUAAGAUCAUUACCGAACUAAAGGUUGUGAUGAAAAAGGACUUGUGUAAGAAAAUGGUUGAAGUGUCUGCAUUCAAAUCUUUGGAGUCCUGGUGGGAUGACGCCCAGGACCGAGCUAAGUUCCAAGCGAUUGUGAAGCCUGCUAGUGUACUUGACAAGCCAAAGACAGAAGUUGCCCCAAAACAAGACAUUACUGCAACUCUGUCAUCGCUGUUUGAGAAGCAGAGCCCUUGGAGUUCGGAGGGAGGUGCACUGGGAGCCUUGUCGAGUGGAAUGGGUCUUGGUGGCCGUGGUGGACUGCUGGGAAUCCGAAGUUCCAUGCCAAAACUGCCAUCCUUUAGAGUACCUAAAAAGUUCCGCCCUCCAUCGCCUGAGCCUGAUGAAGAUGACUAUUUCCGGCGUCCUAGGACGCCAGUGGAGGAAUGGGAAUCAGAUUCUGAGAAGGCCUCCACAUCAACAAAGGAGUCCAGUAAAAAGGCCAAGAAGAGGGAGCGGGCAUUUAUCUACAGUAGCAGCAGUAGUGAAGAUGAGAAGUCUGACUCUGAAGACGAAGAAAGUGAAGACGAAUCGGAAGAAGAGUCAGAAGAGGGUAGCGGUGAGAGUAGUGGUGAGGAGAGUGAGGAUGAGAGUUCUGAUAGUUCUGAUGAGGAAUCAUCUGAUGAAGAACAAGAACCAAAGACAAAAGAAGUGUCACCUGACAAAGAGAUCAUUGAUGUUGAAAGCACAGAUGAUGAUGCUUUUGCAAAGACCAAGAUGCAUGUGGAUGAGGUGCAUGCCCCUGGUGAAAGUGGUGAUUGGUCAUCAAGUGAAUCAGAAGAGGGGGAGGUCAAGUCUGAUGAUGAGGAAGACAAGCGUCUAUCUCCAAUACGUGAAGAGCCAGAGUUGUUGGUAGAGGAGAAAGUCAAAGCCCCGGAGAAGAAAGGUCCUACAGAGUACGAGUUGGAGAAGAUGCGUAGACAAGAAGACAAACGGAAAGCAAGAGAAGCGGAACAGGAGAGGAAGAGGCAGGAGAAGGAAACUCAGAGACUGGAGAAGAUCGCAAAACGCGAGGCCAAGAAAGCUGAGAAAGAAGCUGAGAAGAUCAGGCUGAAAGCUCGGGCGGAGGAACGGAAGCGACAACGUGAAGUUAAUAACCAAUUUAACAUCGAACACAAUUACUUUGCACGUCCACCGGAUGAUAUGGAUACAAGUUAUGGUCGGAAGACAGAUGAAAAUAUGUCUGGUGCAUCAGAUUCGGAGGCGACAGACGAUGCUGAGGAAGUGCCAGUGAUAGAUGUGGAUGAGCCACCGGCAUUCUUGAUGGAUCAUUUCUACUGUCGUAUCGAGACGAUGAAAAGGUUGGCUAGUAUGGUGAAUCGACCAAGGGUGCUGCCAAUGAAGAAGGGAGGCGAGUUAGAUAUCGACAAGAUAGCGGAACAGAUUCAUAACGAAUUGAUGGAAGCUGCAGCCGAGGAGGACAAAGUUGCAAAGACACAACAACUGAAAUUGGCAUUGGAGGAGGAAAAGAAAAGGACGAAGGCAGAAUUGAAGAAAGAGAAAGCUAUGGAGAAGAAACGAUUGAAGGAUAUUACAACAUCUGUGAGGUCAAAGGUCAAUCGGGAACUUGCUGCAAUUCUAGAAGAUGUCGUUCCGACAAAGCCAAAGCCACGACCAACAUAUGAACCCAGGGAUUUGGAUGCUCAUAAUGAAAUCAUGUAUGAAAUAUUUGGAAGAGGUAUUGACAUCGAGGACAUCAAUUAUCUGAAACGAACAUAUGAACAGAUGUUAGCCGAUGACAAGGAGGAGAACUACUGGUUGAAUGAAGUCCAUUGGGUUGAUCAUGCAUUCACCAACAUUCCUGAUCCAGUGCCUCCCAAGAAGAGGAAGAAAUCGCAUGCAGAUGAGCUACCGUUUAAAAUACAUGCUGCUGGUUGUGCAAGGACUGAGGGUUACUACAAGAUCAGCAUGCAGGAGAAAGCGUCUUACUUGUGGCAUUAUAAACAUACCUUGGAAAGGGAUCAACUUCAGGAAGAAAUGGAGAAAACGGAUUCUAAGUGCAAGAAGUCGGUACAACAACUUUCAAGAGAGGCUCGUUCCAACCAGAGACGGUUGCUCACCUCCUUUGCUGAUAUUCUCGACAGUGACAGGGGAGACCUACUCAAGUUUAACCAACUCAAGUUCCGUAAGAAGCAGCUGAAGUUUGCCAAGAGUAUGAUCCAUGAUUGGGGUCUAUUUGCCCUGGAACCAAUUGCUGCUGAAGAGAUGGUGAUUGAGUAUGUUGGGCAGAGCAUCCGGGCAUCAAUGGCUGAUGAGCGCGAGAAGAAUUACGAAAAGAUAGGAAUCGGAAGCAGCUAUCUGUUCAGGGUCGAUGGAGAGACUAUUAUCGAUGCCACGAAAUGUGGCAAUCUGGCACGAUUUAUCAACCACUGCUGUAAUCCAAAUUGUUAUGCGAAGGUUAUCACCGUGGAGCAACAAAAGAAAAUUGUCAUUUAUUCCAAGAGAGACAUUGAUGUAAAUGAGGAAAUCACAUACGAUUAUAAAUUCCCAUUGGAGGAUGAAAAGAUCCCUUGCCUUUGUGGUGCCCAGGGUUGCAGAGGAACACUCAACUGAGAAACUUACCAGUUAGGUGUUAUUACUGCCGGCUUGGAUCGAAGUUAAGUUCCUCAGCCCUGACUGGAUCUAGGAUUGGGUAACAUGGACUCAAUUCUUUACAAGAGGGAUAUUUUAAAGUUCAUAGACAAGGACUAUGUUCAUAUCAUGGAUCUUUAAAAUGGUUCUGAGUGCUCAAACUUCCCUACAGGAGGCAGGGCAACCUAUAAUUGUACACAGAAACUGAAUAAAACUUACUUCAACUCUGGAUAUAUUGAUGCCAUGUGGUUGCUGGAAGAUUGAAAACUUCCAUGGUGCUCUCAAUUUGCAUAUGUUCGAUUUACUUCAGUUCCAGUUUGUAAAUAUCUAUCGGUCUAUUGGUACAUGUGUACUAAUGAACAAUGUGUUUCAAUCACUUCUGCUUACUCAAAGAAACAUUUAGCAUUUCUCAAAACAUCUGGGUACAAAUUCAGAAAACGAACUCCAUCACAACUCUAGCUCAUGUAACACUGCAUUGUACAUCUUCCAGCGGAAGCUCAUGUGAUGCAGGAAGUGAUUGAAGUAGAAAUUGAAUUGUCCAGCAAAUUGCUCUGCGUCACCAAAAUGUUUGUGCCCUCAUGCAUGUUUUGACUAUGUGCAUGUUGUCGAUUCCAAGCUACUGCAUGUAUACAAAGAACAAUUUAUUUUUCAACAGGGCACAUUGAUAUUUUGUUGUCUUUUAACAGUGAUGUACAUAUAUAUUCAAAAUGGGUGAAGUUCAGAAAAAAAUAUUUAGGUCGUUUGUUCGGAUAUACUCAUCAUUCUGGUUAAAGUUGCGUGAAGUAUUAUUGGAUUGAAGUUUCUUACAAAUCAUUUAAGAACUCAAUAUUAGUUAGGGGCCAUUUCUGGACAAGAUGGCCUUUUCGUUGAUACUGAAAAUUUUUGGUAAUAUGGAGUGGGUGUCAUUCAGGUUAAUAUUAUUGUGACACGAAAACAUAUCAAGCAUGCGAGAGUACAUGCCUCCCAACUUCAUCAGCUUUGUAUGUGAUUUGGUCAAGUCCAAGUCCAAUGCCAGAAAUGGUAUUACAGAGGUUUGGCACCGUCCCAACUUCCUCUACCGCUAUGCAGGGGUUCCGCUAGGAAGGCUGCCAACUGGGCAGUAUUCAGUCCGAAAAUUGGUCGAAAUUUGUAAAAUGGUACUGAAAGUCACUGAUCCAUUAGAAAUACUGAAGGCGGCUUGCAAAAAUACUGAAUCUAUUGAAAAUAUUAACUUUAUAGUUCCUGAUAGCCCACAAAGAGGGUUGGCAGCCUCAUGUCACUUUAACAACAUGUUCUCGGCUUUUGUGAGUCAAGCUUAUCCUUCUUUCCGGAAUCCCAUGUCUUGACAAUGAGUAUACAUGCAAGUUGGAGUGGGGACAGUGCAUUGUCUCUUUUAUUGGUUGACAGCCUGACACAGCACACUGUGAUGUGCUACAUGUAUGGGCUGCAUAUUUCUUAAGAUUCUCGCAUAACAAUUUGUAUGAUAGUUUUUAAAACUACAUGUAUGAUUGUUUAAAUUUGGCAAUUGUUGAUGAAGGCUAUUUGAUUAAGCCACUAUACUCCUUUAAAAGAGUUCAGUCAUUAAUGCUUGGCUGACACAUAUUGUCUGCGUACAUGUCCAUGUACAUGUGUAUGUCUGUUGAUGUAGAUCAGCUUUUGUGUAGUAGAGAGCAUGUUUGUUCUUUUCUUGCCUCCUUUGUGAAUUUCCCACCGCCAGUGGAUAUUCUUGCUCAACUCAGUAAACAGAUCAUGCUAGAACCUGAUGAAUGGUGUACAUGUACAUGUAGUACAUGUAUCUGUCUCGUAAGAAGUUUUAUCUCUGCACUGCUAGUUUCUAUUGUAAAUUUCAAUAUCGGUUUGGGGGUCGUUGGCUUCUCUGUACGCGACCAUCAGCGACCAUUGUUAAUUUCUCCGCCAGUGCGUAACACCAUGGUGGUGCGGAAAUUGACAAGAAUUUGGUUUAUUCUCUUUGGGCUUCUGAAAGUUCCUUGGCAUUAAUACAUGUAGACUGAUUUUCCUCUGUAUAUUGACGAAGUACUUGUAUCUGUUUGUGCUGUGUUUUAGAAGUUGCAUGUGUAUAUUAUUGAAGCAAUACCUUUGAAAACUGUAAAUACUGUUAUUUUGAGUAUUAUACCAUUGUUGUUGGUGUAUGAUGUGAUUCAAGAUACUAGUUUGUUGGUUUUGUAGAUAUAGUUGUGGGCUUUCUGAUGGACAUGGCUAAGCUUGUCCUGUGUACAUUCUCCUAUGUAUUGCAUCCAGACACUGUGUAACUGUUGUAGAGUAGACAUGUACAUGCUGGUACACAUCUCAUGUUUUAUACAUUGGCACGGACAAGAUAGAGAUGUAUCUUUGGCUUGUAAUACUGUAUUCGUUUGUAAAUAAAUUACAAUUAGUGAACUGAUGUAAA